This is a messenger RNA of Mytilus californianus (California mussel), 4402 nucleotides long. RefSeq lists its product as uncharacterized. The transcript is spliced from 2 exons. The record is from RefSeq and is a predicted model, not a curated record. Gene Ontology annotation, molecular function: zinc ion binding. Lineage: Eukaryota; Metazoa; Mollusca; Bivalvia; Mytilida; Mytilidae. Bases 2629 to 4287 code for a protein of 552 amino acids.
AGUUUUUUUUUCCUAUUCAAAUAAUUAGAAUAUUGCAGCCUACAAGACACAUUAUUGUGUCAGCUCUUGUAUAAAUUACAAUGUAUUAUUCAUUGGAUAGACAUUAAAUGAUAGACCUUCACUCAUGCUAAACUAAACCAGAGGACAUAAACAAAUAAUUAAAUCUAUAAUUUAAUUUUAAUGUGCAUAAAACUUUAUAUACCAAUGUUGAAACUUCUAGCAUAAAUUGGGUGAGUUUAUAGUGUUUGAUACAUAAACACCUAGUGCACAACUAUAUUGGAUGGAGAAAAAAGGGAAUAUACAGUAGAUGUGUGCAAGUAAAAUCCCUAAAAUAAAAAUAAACGAAUGAGGCAGCACUUAUCUAUCAUUUCAACAGCCAUAUGCAAAUUAGGGAUUAAAUGAUUGUUUGAGGUUUGGUGCAGUUUUUUUAGGUACCCUGAAUGAAGUUGAGUGAUGGGGCUAUUGAAAUAUCCUAAGUGUCCAAUUCAGUAUCCCAUGCUUGUGUGCAUCUGAAGCCAGUUCUCCAAAUUGAACUAAGAAUUAGAGGGGGGUGGGGGGUUUGGUUGGUGACCUAGUGUAACGUUUAAUUUCUGUCCCUAUUCAAUAUACACAUAUUUUCCAGUGGUAUUCCUAAUUUCCCUUCCUUCAUCCUAGCCACCUAUUGCAGGAUCUACCUUUUGUAUUGAUUGUUUGUUUGUUUUCAUCCUUUAUAUGCAUGAAAUAUUUGCCACUGGACGUAAAGCAAACAACAAUCAAUCAAAUGACAAAUAUUUUACAGUUCAAUGCCAUUUAUUCAUGUUUUAAGCUUCAUCACUCAUACAAAAUUUACAUCCAAUUUAGUUCUCAUCUACCAACUGGCCUGAAGUCGUUGGAAGCAUAUAUUGACGGUUGAGUACAGUUGCUUUAAAAAAAAGGUCACUCUGACUUUGAAUCUUCCCUUUGCUGACUUAUAAAUUGCAUUUUAUGUACAAGUAUAAGUUCAGAUUUCAGAUACUAAGUGACUUUUAAUCAUAUAACUUUUGUAAGGAUGCAUCUAGGGGAGUGUGGCAGUAUCCCUAAAAAGAUUGAAUUUCUCAGACUACUUGUAUAUUAUAUAAUGUUCAUAUAACAACACUUAAUCUAAAUAAAUGCUUUGUGCUAAGAGAUUUUGCAUGCAACAUUUAUGUCAAUACCCCAAAAAAAAAACUAUUUUUCUAGUCCCAAUUUCCUGCUCUUCAUACUAAACAUUAUGUCUUAUUAAAGAGAUGGUAUGACUAUGCCUCUUGGAUUAAAAAAAAAAUAAACAAAAUAACUAAAUAUGUUAGAGGUGUUCUGAUUGAAAUUUUAGUAUGGGAGAACAUGAUUUUUGUUGUUGAAAAUGGGUUUUGAACUGCUUUUAGUAAGUUUACUAACUGUGUCUACUCUUAGAUCGGUACUCUGUGCCUUUUGUUAUUUGUUUUAGUGGUUAGCUUUGGUCGCUGUCUUCGUGCCAUAUUUAUUUUAGUUCUUUGUAACAAUUGUAGUAUAAAUCAGGCAUUUGGUUUCCUCUUUUGAAUCGUUUCACAUUUUGCCAUACUGGGCCUUUUGUAUACAGAGAGGGUUUUACUUAUUGCUGAAACCGUAUGGUGUCUGCUAUUAUUCACAUCUCUGGCCUUUGGUCUUUAUUGAUAGUUGUUUCAUAGGCAAUCAUACCACAUCUCCUUACUUUUUAUAAGUACUGUAAACCUAUCAGAUUAUUCUUGUUUUCAAAGCAUUAACCUGUCAUAUAUCAGUACUUCUGAACCUUGUCUUGCAUAUUUGAUUUGAGUCCUUAAUUCCAUUUGAGCCAAAAAAAAAUUAAAAUGGCAAAACACAUUGUAUUUGAUAUUUCUUUGUAUUUAGAUAAAGGCAACAGCUUUGUGCAAAAAAUACAUCAAGUUAUGCACGAUAUGCUGAUGCAAUUCCCUAAAGUAUGUAAACUUGUCAUUUUUUGUCUUAUGUUUAUGACAGCGACAUUUAAGAAGUAAAGAUAAUGUGGUCAAAUUCUAUAACAAAAAAAACCCCAACAUAUUUUUUGCAAUAACUGAAGAAUUUUACUAUUGCAAUUUCUCUUGCCAAAUGAUGGCUCUUAUACCCCUCAUCCUAUAUUAUUUCAUUUGUUCAUGUCCUGAAAAUGUGUGAAAUAUUUGUCACUGGACGUUAAUCAAACAACAAUUGAAUAAUCUUAAUUGAGUUUAAACAAGGUUUCCAUGACUGUUUGUUUUUAUUUCAACGGUUCCUUUAACUUCCAUCGUCGUAUUAUAAAUAUUUAUAUUAAAUCAUCAUGCUAUCCAAAAGUUUUGUACUUAAAAGGGAAGGUAGUGACCUGCUUGACCUGUAUUUAAUAUAUGAAUUUGUGAAGCAAUGAGUUUCAAGUGGAAAACGUCCCUUUACAUACUUAUAGAAAUGGAUUCUAUAAUUUGUUUUAUCAGAAGUUGGAUCAAAAUUAUAGACUACAUUGUAUAUAUAUUGUUGACUGUUACACAAAGAAAAAGUUUCCAAAUCGUUAAUUCUUAAUGAAAUGUAACAAAUAGUAGGCGAAAAUAUUGAAAACUGACACUGUCUCUAUUUUGAACUAAUAGGGUGUGAAAUGUGAUUUCAAGACAGGAGAAACAAAAAUUAGGAAAAAAUAUGUCGGAACAGUACUUCUGUGCUUGUUGUGACGAUAAAGUGGAAGCAGAACAUUGGUGUUCAGAUUGUACCGAAUCAUUAUGUGAUGAUUGCGCAACAAUCCACUGCAAAACUACAUUAACAAAAAGACACAAAGUAGUCCGAUUACAGAAGGUCGAGGGUGUCAGUUCUUCCAUAUUAAGAAUAUCCGACACGUGUAAAGUGCACGAACGUCAAAAAUUAACGUUUUUCUGUAAAAUACACAAUCAGUUGUUAUGCGCUGCCUGUUUACCAGAGAGCCACAAAGACUGUGUUGACGUUAUAACCAUUGAUAAAGCAUCAAGUGGUGUCAAAUAUGGGUCUGCUCUGGGCGACCUGGAGGCAAAAAUAAAGGAGCUGCGAGAGAUCAUCAUAGAAAUUCUGCGAACUAAGGAUGCAAAUACUACUACAUUAAACGAACAAAAAGAAUUGAUUUCAAAUGAAAUCAAACGAAUGCGAUUAAAAUUAAACACACACCUUAACAGAAUAGAAGAAGAACUGAAGAGUACUUUAGAGGCAAAACACACAGAAAGUAUAACCAAGGUUCAACACGGCCGGGGAGAUCUAGCGCAUGCCAACAAAACUUUAGAAACAUGGGAGAAUGAUUUAGAGAACUUGAAAGAUAGUGCCACAGAUGUCCAUAUGUUCACUGUUGUCAAAACUUUAGAACCAAAAUAUACAAAUGAAGAGAACAAGAUACGAGAUGUCCAAUGGGAUAACAUCAAACUCGACCUAGAAUUCCAACCGACCGAUAUUGCUGACAACAUAAAGGCUAUAUUACCCGAACUAGGUAAGUUAUUUGUGAGGGAAACCAAUGCCACUGGACUGUUCAAGCUUAGGAGACUUCGUCAACGUUUGCAGGAGUUACAGCCGCCACUUAAUGUUCCAACCCAUAAGUUUGAUACAUCUCGGCUAGGACCUGAUAUAGAAGUCAAAAGGGGGUGUUUUCUUCCUGACAACAAGAUCAUGCUUUGUAGUUACAAUGACGAAAACUUACUUAUUUGUAAUACUGAUGGACGCGAGCUCCGUAAACUAAAAAUGCAGUAUAUUCCAUUGGAUGUUGCUGUAUUCGACGACAAAUGCGCGGUAGUUGCUGCAAACGAGCGUGGUGUGCAACCCAUUGACCUCACACUAUAUAAAAGAGAACCGUAUAUAUCAGUACCAAAUGAAAAAUGCGUUGCAGUUGCCUGUUUUGAAAAGUGUAUUGCAGUUGCGCAUGACAUUAAAGCAAUAACUGUUAUUGACAAAGAAGGUAAAAAGUUGAUCAGAGUUGUAUUGAGAUUCUUUCCUCGAUAUUUGACGUACAAUCAUUCAGGUCGCAUGUUCUGGACUAACACGAAUAAUCAUGAGAUCAACUGCAUUGAACCAGAAGGAGCCCAGAGGUUGUACUGCAGUAGUCCAUACAUAAACGACCCGAGAGGUGUAGCACUUGAUGAAAAUGAUAAUUUAUUCAUCGCCGGGUCCAAGAACGUACACAAGAUUUCAAAAGAUGGUAAGGCACAAGAAAUUAUUCUGACAGAAGAUGAUGGUAUCAGAGAACCACAGGAUUUGUCCAUUAGUAUCAACCAUUACGGACUUUCACAUGCCCUGUUAGUUAUUAACAACCAUUUACGAUCUAUUGAAACUUUCAGACUUGAGUGAAGUUUCAUGUACUAGUAUUUAAUUUUUGUUUUUUUGUUGACACAUGUUUAAUUACUUCAUUUAUAUGUUAUUGUUGACUCAAUAUAAGAAAAUAUUGAUAAAUUUCUCAACUUUG